AUGAGGGACGGCCACCCGAAUGAAGUGCGGGUCUAUAAACCACAGUCAGAAGGAAGCAUCCCUCUCGUUGUUUUGAUCCACGGGGGUGGUUUUUGCCUUGGUCAUUACACGCACAUCAGCACAUACUCCCGGGCCGUGGUGUCCCUCACCGGCGCAACCGUGGUAGCUAUAUCUUACCGACUCGCCCCGGAAUUCAAGUUUCCUACUGCACCACACGAUGUAUGGGAUACUAUCAAUUGGCUUGUUGAGCCCGAGAUGGCCCAGAAGCUGGGUGUAAAUCCUCACGCCGGCCUCUACAUUGGCAGCAUCUCAGCUGGCGCAAACCUAGCCGCUGUUACUGCUCAGCGGUGGGUAGCGCAAAACAAGUCACCUCAGAUGUCUGGAGUAUGGCUGCAGAUACCGUGGUUGCUGGAAAAGCCGAUUGUUCCCGAGCGAUAUCAAUAUUCUUGGUUUUCUAGGGAGCAGAACGCUCAAGCACUCAUCAUCAAUGAACACGCAAUGGAGUUUGUGAAGGAGGCUUACAAACCUGAUUUACUGUCCCCGGACUUUUCGCCCUUUAAUGCCACCAAUCCACACCGAGGCAUGCCCCCAGUAUACCUUCAGAUUUGCGGACAGGACCCUCUUCGGGAUGACGGAUUAAUAUACGAAAGAGCCUUACGUGAUCAUGGCGUCUCAACUAGGCUAGACGUGUACCCUGGCGUUCCGCAUGGGUUUGCAGACGUUUACCAUCAACUAGAAGUCUCUAAGAAGUGCCGCGUAGAUGCCCUGCGAGGAGUUGGUUGGUUGUUUGGAAACGAGCCAUCAGACGACGAGUGUCAUGCCGCAUUGCUUGGGGUUCAGGCCUCAUGA
Messenger RNA from Colletotrichum truncatum, 849 nucleotides. Its product is annotated as alpha beta hydrolase fold-3 domain-containing protein. The record is from RefSeq and is a predicted model, not a curated record. Lineage: Eukaryota; Fungi; Ascomycota; Sordariomycetes; Glomerellales; Glomerellaceae. Gene Ontology annotation, molecular function: hydrolase activity.